AUGGAAGCAAGAGACAAACCAAAAACUCUAGAGCUAACAGUUUUAUCAGCCCAAGAUAUCCACGUGAACGGAGAGCCAGUAACAACGAACAUCUUCGUCGUAGUUCGCGCCGAAUCAACCACCACCCACACAACGCCGUUGAGCACCGGCGAAGGUAACGUCCUUUCAUGGAACGAGAAGUUCACGGUGGAACUCUCGACCUACGCAAGGUCCAUCUCGUUCGAGGUAAAGUACCAAACGACAACAGGUGUGAGAGACGUCGGUGUCGCAAGAAUAGCGGUUUCGGAUUUCCUCGGAGGUUCGGUUCCGGAAACCAGUUUGCAGGAAGAAGAAACUGAGGAGCACGUUGUUGUUGCACAUGGUGUUGUUGUUACUGGUAUUCCAAACUACACUGACAUUGACAGUGUUUGA
Molecule: messenger RNA, 411 nt
Organism: Lathyrus oleraceus (garden pea)
Lineage: Eukaryota; Viridiplantae; Streptophyta; Magnoliopsida; Fabales; Fabaceae
Product: BON1-associated protein 2
Exons: 2
Coding region: 1-411 (136 amino acids)
Source: RefSeq, a predicted model, not a curated record